This is a messenger RNA of Eutrema salsugineum, 1572 nucleotides long. RefSeq names its product 3',5'-nucleoside bisphosphate phosphatase. Gene Ontology annotation, molecular function: 5'-3' DNA exonuclease activity; 5'-3' RNA exonuclease activity. Lineage: Eukaryota; Viridiplantae; Streptophyta; Magnoliopsida; Brassicales; Brassicaceae. The record is from RefSeq and is a predicted model, not a curated record. Bases 105 to 1415 code for a protein of 436 amino acids. The transcript has 5 exons.
AAAAAAAGAAAAAAAAAGGCUUUACAAAAAACAAUUAUAUUCUUAGAACGAAAGAUGUUUUCCGAAGUGUUUUGUAACUUUUUUUAGAACGACAAAUCCAAACCAUGGCUGACGAAAAGAAGAAAAGGAAUAAGAAGAAGAAGCGUGGCGAUGGCAAGAAGAAGAUGACCACUGAGCAAGCAGAGGCAACUAGGUCGGUUAGGGAUUGGUUCUUCGUAGGUUCUUCAUCUUCACCCCUCUCCUCUUCCUCUUCUCGUGAUGACUUCGCCGUCAAGAUUAAUAGUGGCUCUUUGAGAUGCGGAGAGAAAUUGGUCUUCGAGCUUCACUCUCAUUCAAAUCGAAGCGAUGGGUUUCUAUCGCCUACAAAGCUCGUUGAGAAGGCUCAUAACAAUGGGGUGAAAGUUCUUUCUCUAACGGAUCAUGAUACGAUGGCUGGUAUCCCGGAAGCAGUAGAAGUAGGACGUAGAUUCGGUAUCAAGAUCAUUCCAGGUGUUGAGAUCAGCACAUUAUUCUGUUCCAGAGAGUCUGGUUCUGAAGAACCAGUGCAUAUACUUGCAUACUAUGGCACUUCCGGUCCUGCAAUGUAUGAUGAAUUCGAAGAUUUCCUGGCGAAGAUAAGGGAUGGGCGUUUUGUUCGUGGGAGAGAAAUGGUAUCGAAACUGAAUAAGCUGAAGAUACCUCUUAAAUGGGAACAUGUUACCAGGAUUGCAGGCAAGGAUGUUGCUCCAGGUAGGAUGCACAUAGCCCGAGCGCUUCUUGAAGCAGGAUACGUGGAGAAUUUGAGACAAGCUUUCACUAAAUAUCUUUAUGAUGGUGGACCUGCUUAUUCCACAGGGAGUGAGCCUAUGUCCGAGGAAGCAGUAAAACUUAUAUGCAAAACCGGCGGUGUAGCUGUUCUUGCACAUCCGUGGGCGUUGAAGGAUCAUGUCAGUGUUAUUAGGAGGUUGAAAGAUGCUGGCCUUCAUGGGGUCGAAGUUUAUAGGAGCGACGGCAAGCUAGAAGUGUUUAGUGUGUUGGCCGAUACGUACAGUCUACUGAAACUAGGAGGAUCAGAUUAUCAUGGAAAAGGCGGACGCAACGAAUCGGAAUUAGGGAGUGUAAACCUUCCUGUGACAGCAUUGCAUGAUUUCCUGAAGGUUGGGCGUCCUAUAUGGUGCGAGGCCGUUAAAGCAACUAUGAGAGCUUUACUUGACCAACCAUCUGAUUCAAACCUCUAUAAUAUCGUAAGGUUCGAUAGGACAAGGAUUUUGAAAUGUAGCUUGGCUUGGUCCUGCGGUAAAGAGUUGAUGGACAGAUGUUUAGAGAUUUGGUUGACACAUGAUGAGAGAGAAAGCGAUGAGUUUGAGGCUCUCAGAUUGAAACUUUCAGGUGUAUCGAUCACCUCAAAGGGAUCAUGUGUCACAGUUGGUCCUUGAUAUUUUGCGAGGUCUCUUUGUACCACUCAUUUCCUAGCACCUUCUGCUAUUACUCACAAGUGUGUAUAUGUCGUCGAUGCUAUUCUUACGCGAAUAUUAGAAAUUAAUCAAUUAUAGAACCCCAUGGAAUCCCACCUGGAGAAGUCCAUUUAAGAAA